AUGGCAGGUAGAUUGAACCUUUUGGAGAUGCAGAAUAGUGGGAAACUCCCUUCUCGGCCUAUUAAUCCUAGAGAAACUGUUAAUGAUGUGACAUUGAGAAGUGGUACACGAACUGUGCAACCAGAAGAUGGUGAGAAAAUCAAAGACCCCAAGGGGCCGGUUUUGGAGAAAGAGAUUACUGACUCUUCCCAAACCGAUGAGGUACCUAAAACGAACUCUAAGCCUCUUGUUUCAACUUAUGUUCCUCCUUUACCGUUUCCUGGCAGGUUUGCUAACAAAAAGGUGGAACAAGACAAGGACGACAAGGAGAUUUUAGAUGUACUCAAAAAGAUUCAUGUGAAUAUCCCGCUGAUAGAUGCAAUUAGGCAAGUUCCUAAGUACGCAAGAGUUUUGAAAGACCUAUGCACCAAGAAAAAGCGGCUAACCGGUAAUGAGGUGAUGAGUGUGGGGGAGAACGUUUCUGCUAUCCUCCAAAAGAAACUCCCACCUAAAUGCAAGGAUCCCGGUAGUUUCGAUAUACCUGUUGUGAUCGGUAAUAAAAGGUUUGGAAAAGACAUGCUUGAUUCAGGAGCAUCGAUUAAUGUUAUUCCCGCAUCUAUUUAUGAGUCUUUGAAUUUGGGUCCUUUGAAAGAAACCCGUAUUGUUCUUGAACUAGUUGAUCGUUCUAAUGUUUACCCUAGAGGUAUUAUUGAAGAUGUGCUUGUGCAUGUGAAUCAACUCGUAUUUCCAGCUGAUUUCGUUGUAUUGGAAAUGGAUAAUGGGUCGGAUGCAUCUAUACCGUUGUUAUUGGGGAGGCCUUUCAUGAAAACGACCAAAACCGUUAUUGAUGUUGACAAAGAAACUCUCACUAUGGAAUUUGAUGAUGAAAAUAUUUGCUUCAAUAUUUUUGUAGCAAUGCGGUAUCCUAGAGAUGUUCAUUCGGAUGUCCAUGCCAAUGUCGUAGACGCAGGCCAAGGAGUAGCCAAAGAGUCUACAGUCGAGCUAAAGACGUUAAACUAA
Molecule: messenger RNA, 999 nt
Organism: Papaver somniferum (opium poppy)
Lineage: Eukaryota; Viridiplantae; Streptophyta; Magnoliopsida; Ranunculales; Papaveraceae
Exons: 1
Coding region: 1-999 (332 amino acids)
Source: RefSeq, a predicted model, not a curated record